UGUGAAAAGAUGAAACUUUAUUUGUGGCCACUGUAUUAACUGAUACACAUGAUACAUUUUGAAGCAAAAAUCUGACCUUUCGUUGAUAUUUUGUUUUUUGUUAUCUUUCUAACGCUUAACGUUGAUGAGUUGAAAAUAUUUACUCGUCUUUCCAACAUUCGGUUUUCAGUUGAGUUAAUCAGUUCGAAUUCAUAGCAUUUACAAACCAUAACAUUACCACAGGAGAAUCAUGCAAUUUCUCUACUCCAAGAGCUUUCUUGUCGUAACAAUUUUAUUGGUUCAAUGGAUUUCAAAUGGAGACAGUGAAACAAUUUGUGAAAAUCGAGACGUAAAAUGUGGUCUCAGAUGCUACAACCCGUAUACACAAAGUUGCAUCAACGAUAAAAUUGUGUGCCCAAGCGGUAACAGAGCCUGUGGCAUUCAAUGUUACAAUCCACUUGUUCAAACCUGUCAUGAAGGUGGAAUAACUGGAGGACUGGUUUGCAAUAGCGGGGAGGGAGCAUGCGGUUACAAAUGCUACGAUCCACUUGCUCAAACGUGUCAUUCCCAGAGAACUGUUUGUGCUAUUGGGCAACAAGCUUGUGGUUUUAGAUGCUUCGAUUCUACUGCAAGUUGUACGACCAAGAGAACAGUAAAUUUUUGACGAGUUGCAGUUUUAUUUUCUAAGUGAAAAAUUAUGGUUUUCAAAAGUUAAC
Messenger RNA from Bradysia coprophila, 695 nucleotides. Its product is annotated as insulin growth factor-like family member 2. Lineage: Eukaryota; Metazoa; Arthropoda; Insecta; Diptera; Sciaridae. The record is from RefSeq and is a predicted model, not a curated record.